Messenger RNA from Blumeria graminis f. sp. triticale, 663 nucleotides. The record is from the annotation of a GenBank genome assembly. NCBI's taxonomy places the organism in Eukaryota, Fungi, Ascomycota, Leotiomycetes, Helotiales, Erysiphaceae.
AUGACGACUGAACCACCAACACCUGUGGCUAUGCUCAUUGGUACCGCAAUUAUUGCCGGCAUAAGUGGGUAUAUGAUCGGGAUGGCGGCAUCUCUGGGGCUUGUGCCCAACCCGUUCUCAUGGCUUUUUGGCAUUUCCGACGCUGAUUCGAUUGCUGACGACGCGAGUGUUGAAAGCGAGGCGCAAGACAUUGACGAUAGUCUACUUGAUCAUGCACCAAACUGGACCAAUUCUACUGCUGCGGAUGAGAAGGAUGGCUUACGCACGCCGGUAACUGCGCGCUUGGCCCCGCUGUCGAAUGAUGAAGAGUGCAAGCUUGUGCUCCUGGUUCGCACUGAUCUCGGUAUGACUAAAGGCAAAAUCGCGGCUCAAUGCUCGCAUGCCACACUCGCCUGCUACAAGCAUCACUUGCGCGCCAAACGAACUUCGCCUCUGCUCCGUCAAUGGGAGCGACAGGGCCAAGCUAAGAUAGCCUUGCAAGUCAAGAGUGAAGGCGAGCUCUCUCUUCUUCAAGAUAAGGCCUUAAGUCUCGGCUUGGUUGCUGAGGUCAUAACCGACGCUGGUCGUACCCAAAUUGCUAGCGGCUCUCAAACCGUGCUUGGAAUUGGCCCUGCGCCCAGAAGCAUCAUUGAUCAGGUCACUGGCCACUUGAAAUUGCUUUGA